Acanthisitta chloris (rifleman) is the source of this 1416-nucleotide messenger RNA. It is a transcript of the gene SPINK5, whose product is annotated as serine peptidase inhibitor, Kazal type 5. Bases 1 to 1416 code for a protein of 471 amino acids. The record is from RefSeq and is a predicted model, not a curated record. The transcript is spliced from 16 exons. Gene Ontology annotation, molecular function: protein binding; serine-type endopeptidase inhibitor activity. Lineage: Eukaryota; Metazoa; Chordata; Aves; Passeriformes; Acanthisittidae.
AUGAAGAUAACGGGUGCUUUUGUGAGGGCAGCUCUAGCCCUUUGCUGCUGCUUGGGUACUGCCUUUGGAGUUGAGGUUGAUUGCAGCCUAUAUUCUGGUGGCAUUAGCAAAGAUGGAACAUCCUGGGUAGCUUGCCCAAGGGACCUGAAACCAGUCUGUGGCACUGAUGGCAACACAUACAGCAAUGAGUGUGGGAUCUGCCUCUACAACAAGGAACAGAGGGCCAGCGUGGGGAAGGAACAUGAUGGAGAAUGCGAGCCAAAGUCUGUCGUGAUCGAUUGCAGUAAUUACCCAAAAGCUGUACUAGAUGAUCAUGUCCUGGUAGCAUGCCCAAGGAUAAUGAGACCAGUGUGUGGCUCAGAUAGCUUCACUUAUGACAACGAAUGCGGGAUCUGUGCCUAUAAUACAGAACACGGCACCAAUGUUACCAAAAUACAUGACGGAGCAUGCAAGGAGUCUUUUGUUGUUGACUGCAGUAGGUACCCAACACAAGUCACUAAAGAUGGCAAAGUAUUAGUAUCCUGUCCAAGGAUCCUGAAUCCAGUUUGCGGCACAGAUGGCAACACAUAUGAUAACGAAUGUGGGAUCUGUGCCCACAAUGGAGAACAAAGAACCCAUGUUGGCAAAAAGCAUGGUGGAAAAUGCAGACAGGAGACUUCUGAAAUUGAUUGCAGUCAAUACCCAGCAAAAACAGUUAAGGGUGGCAAGUCCCUGGUUCGCUGCCCAAGGAUGCUGCUCCCAGUCUGUGGCACAGACGGAUUUACUUAUGACAACGAAUGUGGCAUCUGUGCCCAUAAUGUACAACACGGGACUGAUGUUAAGAAAAGCCAUGACGGAAGAUGCAAGGUGGAAAGUACUCCCGUUGACUGUACUGCAUACCUGAGAAAUACCAAGACCGGCGAAGCUAUCGGAGCCUGCCCCUUCAUCCUGCGGGAGCUCUGCGGGACAGAUGGUGUCACCUACAGCAACGACUGUGCUCUCUGUGCCCAUAACAUUGAAUAUGGGACUGAGGUUGCCAAGAAGCACGAUGGAAGGUGUGUAGAGGAAGCUCCUCAACUCAACUGCAGCAAGUACCCAGUGUCCACACUGAAGGAUGGCAGACAGCUGUUGGCCUGCACAAUGAUCUACGAUCCUGUCUGCGGUACCGACGGUGUCACUUACGCCAGCGAGUGUACACUGUGUUCCCACAACAUGGAGCAUCGGACCAACCUUGGCAAGAGAAAGAAUGGACGUUGUGAAGAGGAUAUUACAAGGGAGCUUUGCAAGGACUACAAAGAUGUCUCUCCUAUGUGCACCUUGGAAUAUAUGCCCCACUGUGGCUCUGAUGGCAAAACAUACAGCAACAGGUGUAUGUUCUGCAACGCCCACGUGGAAAGCAAGAGAACUCUGAACCUCCUGAGUUUGGCUGAGUGCUAA